Messenger RNA from Lactuca saligna, 2309 nucleotides. Lineage: Eukaryota; Viridiplantae; Streptophyta; Magnoliopsida; Asterales; Asteraceae. The record is from the annotation of a GenBank genome assembly.
GGAGAUGGCGUUUUAUUAUAUUUCUCGUUUGGUUCCUCUUAACUACCAAGUCCAAAACCCUAAAAACCCCCGUUGUGAGAGAAAAAACUGUCAAUGGCCUGUAAUGGCACCGGAUGUGAAUCGGGUUGCUAUAAAGACAGCACCGGGGAUGAAGUGGAAAAAUCAUCCACGGAGAAGUUAAAUGGUGAUGUCAAUGGCGAUGGUAAUCACCAUCGCCACCAGACGACGUGUCUCAAGUGUAAGGCAGCCGAAGCCACAGUCUUCACCGGCGGGGAAGGUGGUAGCAGAUUCUGUGCUGAUUGCUUCCGUAGUAACCUUUAUGGAAAGUUUAAGCUUGCUGUCACUUCCCAUGCCAUGAUUUCGCCCACUGAUAAAGUUCUCGUGGCCUUCUCCGGUGGUCCUUCAUCCAGGGUUGCUCUUCAAUUUGUUUCUGAGAUGCAACUCAAAUCCCAGACAAACUUUGAUGCAACUGCAAUUAGAGACAGAUCUUUACCUGUAUUUGGUGUUGGAGUAGCUUUCAUCGAUGAAACUGAAAUCCAUCCCAUCACUUGUACUGAUUUCAAUAAAGCCAUUGAAGACAUUAAAGAAAUUGUAUCAAAUUUAUCUCCACCCAAAAAAGAAUUGCACAUAGUCCCAAUCAGAAACAUCUAUUCAACAAAAACCAGUGAUGGAAGUGAGACACUGAAGAAUCUAAUAAACACUGUUAGUGAUGCAACUGGAAAAGAAGACCUUCUUUCACACCUACGUAUGUUGUCCUUACAAAAGAUUGCUAUUGAAAAUGGAUACACCAAACUUGUGUUGGGCUCAUGCACAUCCAGGAUAGCUUGCCAUGUACUUGCAGCCACAGUCAAGGGGCAAGGGUACUCAUUAGCAGCUGAUAUACAAUAUGCUGAUGCAAGAUGGGAAAUUCCAGUAGUUCUUCCCCUACGUGAUUGUCUCAUUCAAGAACUCAACAUACUUUGCAGUCUUGAUAGUUUGAAGAUUGUGGAGGAAUUUAAAGACUCUCGUGGUGGCAUCAAUGGUUUGGUUUCAUCUUUUGUGAAACUCUUGCAGGAAGAAAAUCCUUCUCGGGAAUGCACAAUUGUAAGGACUGCUGGAAAGCUGACUCCAUUUCCAUUCAACAAGAUUCCGGAGACAAACACCGAUUCCAAUGAUGUUAACUUGGCAUCUCAAAGGCGACAUAAGAAGUUUAAUUUAAAGCCGAUUGAAUCGCUUCCUCCAGACUCAUUCUGCCCUAUUUGCAAUAGCCCAAUCACCGACUUACAAAGCAUGAAUUCUUUUCGUAAUUCCCAAACUACCCCUGAACUUUUUGGUGCUGCUUGCUGCUCUAGUUGCCAAUAUCAGAUACUUCCUGAGGAACUUUCGUCAAUGGAGGAGUUCUAUUCGUUUUUACCUGAAUCUGUCAUCGAUCGAGCAAAAAAUGGGAACCAAAAAUGGAUAAGGGAAAAGAUACAAGAUUGUUUGAUUUUAGACGAUGAAGAUGAAGUUUGAGGUUCUAAAUGUAGUAAGUUGCUGAAACUGCUUAUUUAAAAAAGGACAAAAGAAAGAGAUAGAGAUAAUAGUUUAAUGAGAAUUUUGGAAGUGUUGAUAAACUUAAAAUGAAAUUUGUUUGGUUUUUGUUGCUUUGGGAUCACAGGAGGACCAUUUUUUGUUACAUUCUUAUGAAAGGUAUUUUUGUCUUGGAGUGAAUUGUGAUAAUGAGAUAUAUCCAAACUGCCAAAAUAAACAUUCAGGAUAGAUGUAGAUGGAUUGCUAAAUCACACAUGUACAACAUCUUUAUGUUUCAUAUACUAUUAUUAUUAUUAUGGACUACAUUACAAACUUAACAACUAUUUGGGGAAGAUUUCAAAAAAUGGAGCAAAUUUGCAAUUUGAGUAAAGUACAAGGACCCAAUUUGUAGUUUACUCUAUAUAUUAUGGGAAGGUAGUUUGCCUGUAACAGAAGCGAGUUCUUAAAUCAGUUUAUAUCUUAGUUAGAGUACAUGCUUUCAAAAUUAAUAUUUAAAGGCUUCUAAGUUUAUAUUACUCAAAUUAUUGGUAUGAUCAUUAAACAAUGACCUACUCGAGUUGAUUUGUAUAUUAAGUUAUCGAGUCUCUUAUAUGAUUAUAAACUUAUAAUAUAUGGGUCCUUUACACAUAGCACAUUGAAACAGUUAUAACAAAUAACUAUUCUCUUUGAAAGUGACAUCUCACCAAUUUGUAUUUUAGGGAAUUUUCUCCUAAAUCCGGCUAGUCAAUUCAAUCAAAUAACCAAUGAUUUAUAAAUUCUUUUCUAUGACAUAUUCGUGUUUUGAUUUUUUUUUUUUUUAA